AUGCCGGCCCCAAUUCCGCAACCACCUCACAAGGAUAACCUUGACGAAACAUGGACAUUCUUGGAGAAGGGCAUCGACAGCGUGAUGCUGAAGCUGGAGGAAGGUGUGGACAUGAAGACUUACAUGGCUCUGUAUACGGCGGUUCAUAACUUUUGUACAUCACAGAAGGCUGUCGGAACUGGUUCAGGAUUGCAAGCCCAUCGUGGAGCACACUUGCUCGGUGAGGAGCUAUACAAGCUACUCGGAGAGUAUCUUUCGCACCAUCUCGCAGCCGUCAACAGGGAGUCCGAGGGUCAUUCGGACGAGGCCUUGCUAGGAUUCUACAUACGCGAAUGGACCCGCUACACUACGGCCGCCAAGUACAUCAAUCACCUUUUCCGGUACCUGAACCGCCAUUGGGUCAAGCGUGAGAUCGACGAGGGCAAGAAAAAUGUCUACGACGUGUAUACUCUGCACCUGGUCAAAUGGAAGGAUGAUUUCUUCAUGAAGGUUCAUCAAAAGGUCAUGGAUGCCGUUUUGAACCUGGUAGAGAAACAGCGAAACGGUGAAACCAUUGAGCAGUCACAAAUCAAGAGCAUCGUCGACUCCUUCGUCUCCCUCGGCUUGGAUGAGAGUGACAGUACCAAAUCGACCCUCGAAGUCUACCGUUUCCAUUUCGAAAAGCCCUUCAUCGCCGCUACUAGGGUUUACUAUGAGAAUGAAUCCCGGCGAUUUGUGGCUGAAAACAGUGUGGUGGAAUACAUGAAGAAGGCGGAGGCCCGCCUGGACGAAGAGAAGGCCCGAGUUGGUCUUUACUUACACCCCGAUAUCUCGAAGCACCUCACCGAUACUUGCCUGGAUGUGCUGGUCACGGCCCACUCGGAGCUCCUCAGAGAUGAGUUCCAGGUUCUUCUGGACAACGAACGUCAAGAUGAUCUCGCUCGGAUGUAUCGACUCCUUUCCCGCAUUAAAGAUGGGCUGGAUCCUCUGCGGGCAAAGUUUGAGAUUCAUGUCAGAAAGGCCGGUCUGGCAGCAGUGGAGAAGGUGGCUACGGAAGGUGAGGCCUUCGAGCCUAAGAUGUACGUGAAUGCGCUAUUACAAGUGCACACCCGGUAUCAAAGCCUUGUCAACGAAGCGUUCAAUGGCGAGUCCGAGUUCGUUCGGUCGCUGGAUAACGCCUGCCGCGAGUUUGUCAACCGCAACAAAAUUUGCUCAUCCAGCUCCACAAAGUCACCCGAGUUGUUGGCGAAGUACACCGAUUCCCUGUUGAAGAAGGGAUCAAAGGCUGCGGAAGAGUCCGAGUUGGAGGAAAUGCUGGUGCAAAUUAUGACGGUCUUCAAGUACAUCGAAGACAAGGAUGUUUUCCAAAAGUUCUAUUCGAAGAUGCUCGCUAAACGGCUGGUACACGUCAGUUCGGUAUCCGAUGACGCGGAAACCAGUAUGAUCAGCAAGCUCAAGGAGGCCAGUGGUUUCGAAUACACAAACAAGCUGCAGCGCAUGUUCCAGGAUAUUCAAAUUUCGAAGGAUCUCAACGCGAGCUACAAGGACUGGCAAGAAAAGGUUCUCGACGACGACGAUCGGAAGAAACUGGUUGAUACCAAUUUCCAGAUUCUGGGAACCGGUUUCUGGCCUCUUCAAGCGCCCUCUACUGAUUUCCUUGCUCCUCCAGAGAUUGUCAAGACUGCUGAGCGGUUUCAGAACUUCUACUUCGACAAGCAUAAUGGUCGGAAAUUGACCUGGCUCUGGCAGCUCUGCAAGGGUGAAAUCAAAGCCAAUUACAUCAAAAAUACGAAAGUGCCUUAUACCUUCCAAGUUUCGACCUUCCAGAUGGGUAUUCUUCUUCUUUUCAACGAGACUGACACCCUCGAAUACUCUGAUAUUCAAAAGGCUACUUCCCUCGCUCCGGAAAUCCUUGAACCAAACUUGGGCAUUCUCCUGAAAGCGAAGGUGCUCACCAUCAGCCCUGAAGGAUCUAAGCCAGGACCUGGUACCUCGUUCUCUUUGAACUACAACUUCAAGAACAAGAAGAUCAAGGUCAACUUGAACAUUCAAAUCAAGUCUGAGCAGAAGGUCGAAUCGGAUGAAACCCACAAGACGAUAGAGGAGGACCGCAAGCUACUGCUUCAGUCGGCGAUUGUUCGCAUUAUGAAGUCGCGCAAGAAGAUGAAGCAUGUGCAGCUUGUCCAAGAGGUGAUUCAGCAGGUCAAAUCUCGGUUCCCUCCCAAGGUGCCUGACAUCAAAAAGAACAUCGAACUUCUUAUGGAGAAGGACUAUAUAGAGCGAUUGGACGGUGAUGAAAUCGCUUACAUUGCAUGA
Messenger RNA from Aspergillus terreus NIH2624, 2295 nucleotides. RefSeq names its product cullin culA (gene culA). The record is from RefSeq and is a predicted model, not a curated record. Bases 1 to 2295 code for a protein of 764 amino acids. Gene Ontology annotation, molecular function: ubiquitin protein ligase binding. Gene Ontology annotation, cellular component: SCF ubiquitin ligase complex. Gene Ontology annotation, biological process: SCF-dependent proteasomal ubiquitin-dependent protein catabolic process; protein ubiquitination. The transcript has 6 exons. NCBI's taxonomy places the organism in Eukaryota, Fungi, Ascomycota, Eurotiomycetes, Eurotiales, Aspergillaceae.